This is a messenger RNA of Ostrea edulis (European flat oyster), 1059 nucleotides long. RefSeq lists its product as uncharacterized. Lineage: Eukaryota; Metazoa; Mollusca; Bivalvia; Ostreida; Ostreidae. The transcript is spliced from 6 exons. Bases 130 to 897 code for a protein of 255 amino acids. The record is from RefSeq and is a predicted model, not a curated record.
GAUAAUACAACAUAACUCAACAAUUUCAAGUUAUUCUAGUGUCGAUUAUACAGCGUUUUCGUACUGGACAAAUACGCUAUUCGCCAUAUUGAGGGGAUCUAAGCAGUUCCACAGCAAAAGAUUGUAGAGAUGGCGAAAUUACUGGUGAUAUCGGGUUUCUUGUUCUUUCACAUUGGUGCAUUUCUGUGUCUUGAAUUCAAUCCAGAUGGAGACACAGUUAAAGGGGCAACAGUGAGUCUUGUGUGCACUAUUGCACCAUCAGACUUCACUUCUCCCAUUUCCCUUACCAAAGAUGGCAGUUUGAAGACAUCGUGUGACAAUACAAAUCUAUGCAAUCCACCAAACAGUGAUGCUGGUAGAUAUGUAUAUUCAUCUAACUCCUCAACGGUAGCAGUGACAAUCACUUCGUUACGCCAUACAACUGACACAGGAAAUUGGACGUGCUCAAUAGCAUCAUCAUCCAAAGAAUAUACUCUUGUUGUUCAAACUGAGCCAUCAGUAACAACCUUCAUAAAUGGAUCAAGCACAGCACCAGUGCUAGGAACAAAAUAUAAAAUAGUAAACCUAUCAGCUAGAAGUUACUGUUUCUUCCCAUCAACCUCCUCAGCAAAUCUUCAAUACAGCAUUGGGAUUUCUGGAUCAGUCUUGCCAUUGACAACAAUUUCAGUAGUGCAACUGUCAGCUAUUAGUGUAGGGUGUGAAGCAAAUGAAUUUGAUUUGCAAACAAAUGUAACAGUGGACAUAGACUCGUCAACAUAUGCAGAACUCUCUGGGAAAUCAAAUGUCUACUUCCAGAUCACAUUUACAAGCAGCCUUGGAACUCAGCAUUCAACAGAUUAUAGAUUUGGACCAUAUGAUUUUGAAGUGUGCAGUGUGGGCCAAUUUUGGGUAGGAUGAUAGCACGAAUAAGAAGAAAAAGCGAGAGUUUGAUGAGAUACCGGGAAUUCUUUAUUCAAAGUACCAUUGCAAGAUAUGUGAUUUGCAUUUAAAUCAUUACUUUGUAUCUUCUUUACUACUUGAUUCAAUAAAUGAGGAAAAGAAAUUUCGUUUCAUUUUUUC